AUGCCAUUAAAUCCAGAAACCAGUCCUUAUUAUACUUAUUCAACCAAAGCACUUGAUGCCUCAUGGCCAAGACACCCUGGUUCUGUGGUUUUAGACACUCCUAGUUCAAAUCCAAAAGAUUAUAGAUUGAAAAUUGCUUAUAGAAAGUAUGAGACAACUAAAUCCGCCGCUACUAAAGCUUCCAGAUCACCUAUAAAUUUAGUAUUCAGUCAUGGUAAUGGUAUGAAUAAAGGAUUAUGGCAUUAUCAUAUUGAUAAAAUUUAUCAACACUUCAAUUCCUUACCUGAUGCAUACAUUAACACAGUGAUAGCUAUGGAUCAUGCUAAUCAAGGUGAUUCGGCUGUUUACAAUAAAGAAAAGUUAGGCCAUACUUACAGCUGGAUAGAUGGUGCAAGAGAUAUCGUUACUAUCGUUAAGGAUCAUGAAACAGCUUCAUUUUCUCAAGAAAAUGCUUAUAAUAUAGUGGUUGGACAUUCAAUGGGUGGAUUUCAAGCUCUUAUGGCGGGGUAUUUCGAACCUAAUUUGUUUAGUGCUGUAUUGGGUAUCAAUCCAGUAUGGUAUAAAGAACAUUCGACCCAUCAAAAGACGAAAGAAACCAUGACGAAAUGGCUCAAGAAAAACAGAAUAGCAUCACACUUUAAAUUCAAUGGACCUAAUAAAAAUUGGAAACAAGAUAUUAUAAAUUGGUAUAAAACCAAAUCGUUCUAUAAGUUUUUUGAUGAACAGGUGUUAUUAAAUAUGCUUGAAGAUGAUUUUCCUGAAGAAUUUGAUGUUAAUAAACCUUAUGAAGAGAUUAAGUUAAAACAUGAAGCACUGCAAGAAUUUAUCACUUAUUUUGGAGGUUAUAAUUCCUACAUGUCUUCAUCUCCAUUAUAUAAAUAUGUCAAGAUUCCAGUUUAUCAUGUCCAUUCCGAAAAUGAUCUUGGAGCUCCUGGUGGGGUUGAACUUUCAAGAGAGUUAUUAAAGGAUGUAGUCAUUCCAAUUGAUAUACCAAAACUUUUACAUUCAAUGAAUGCUGAACAACCUGAUUUAACCUUAGACUUAAUCUAUAAGGUUGUUGAUGAAAUCAUUUCAAAGCCUCCACAAAAGUCAAUUAAAGAUUUUGUAUGGAGAAAAGAACUUGGACCCGAUUAUAAGUCGAAGUUGGUUGAACAAGAAUACAAGGAGUUCAUAUUAGAACCAUUGACUCCUCCUAAGGAAUAUAAGUUAUGA
Molecule: messenger RNA, 1212 nt
Organism: Scheffersomyces coipomensis
Lineage: Eukaryota; Fungi; Ascomycota; Pichiomycetes; Serinales; Debaryomycetaceae
Exons: 1
Coding region: 1-1212 (403 amino acids)
Source: RefSeq, a predicted model, not a curated record